Molecule: messenger RNA, 8481 nt
Organism: Vitrella brassicaformis
Lineage: Eukaryota; Vitrellaceae
Source: the annotation of a GenBank genome assembly
AGUCACGAAUUGUCCUUGCAUCCAUCGAUCCAUCGAUUUGUCACACGGACGAGAAUCGGGUCCAUCCAACACCAGACAACACACAAGAGAUGGGAAGACAGAGAGAGGGAGAGGCUGACCGACCACAAUACCACAACACACACCACCACAGCACUCUCUCACGCGGACGUUGGCAGAAGGCGUGCAUGGUGCAUCAAAAGCAUAGGCAGACAGACAGACAGACCCGCAGGUACGUACGUAACGACACUAACACCGACACCGACAAGGCCACCAUCAUCACAGCCACCAAAAAAGAUGUGAGCACCGACGGACAACCCCACGACGAGCGAGGCCAACACACAACCAACACCAGACAGCCAAAAUUGCGACGGGUGGGAUUCACUCCCACCCCACACAGAUGCAACCACCCACACAGCAUGCUCCACAUUCUCAUGGUCCAUCCACGUGAUAUGCCCAUCCAUGUGUGUGGCCUGCCUGCCUACUAAACCUAAAAACGGAGCACCGACAGACAGAGAGGCAGCCAAGAGAGAAAAACAGAUGUGUAUUUGUGGCGAAGUGUGGUGGAAUGGAUCGAACAGAGAGUAGAGGGAACAUCCUUGUCGCCCCGACAAUCCCUCAGGACGGCUGUGUGCGUACUUACGAUGGAUGUGUGUGAGUGAAUGAAUGAAUGAAUGAAGUGACAUGUCUGUCUGUGUGUGGAAUGUGUGUCCUUAAGCCUCCCCCUCCCCCUCUCUCUCUCUUACACACGGCUCUCUCCUCCCCCGCAUCCAGCAGCCCGCCCACCACACCACCCCCAUUUUCUUUGCCUCCACCAUUCAGGCAUUGAAGCAAGCUGGUCGUCACACACGCAGACUCUCUCACCCACACACAGACACGGACACGCACACGCACACGCAGCCACAGAAAUGAGUACGCACACAAGCAGGCAGGCAGGCAGCGAGUCAGUCAGUCAGUUACGCAGCUGUCACUGCGUAAAUUGGUCCAUCCGUCCCAUCCACCUUGCUUACAUCCAACCAAGACAACGGGCUCAUCCUUCCGUGUGCCUGGCUGUCAGUCAGUCAGGCAGGCGGCCGAACAGAUGGCCGCACGUCGCCCGCCGUCUAUUGUACGAUCCACCCCACACACCAGCCCAGCCAUCAUCCCGCGAUCCAUAAGAAUUUCCCAUAUCCACUUUGCUUGCCUUGCUCCCUCAACCGCCCGCCCGCCCGUCCCCCCCCUGCCGCAGCGGCUGGCUAAGCAGGCCGCCCGCGUGUGAGAAAAAAGGUGAGAUAGUGGUGAGUAGUUGUGUCGGCUGCACCAUGGAUGCGUGUACGUGUGUCGACGUCGGGUGCGGAUCAGCGCGCGAUCCGUACGCAUGAAUGAAUGCAGAUGAGGUAGAAGAGAGAGAGUCGUAUGUGUGUACGUAUGUAUGUAUGUGUGUACGUAUGUGUGUACGUAUGUAUGUAUGUAAUGUGUGCAAUGCGCAAGUAGUGUGUCGGUCGAUCCGUCUGGCUAUCCAUCUAUCUAUCCAUAGGUGGCAGGCAGGCAGGCAGGCAGGCAGGUCGCCAAGCCGCCCGCCAGCCGGUAUCCUCCCUGCCCUGGGCUGCCCUCCUCUUCUCCCAUUCCGCUGUGUCCACGCCAUCGAUUCGGAUGGGAUGGGUCACAGGGGAACACCACAGCACAACCAACACAACACAACACAACACAGGCACCCAGCCACCCAGCCAACAGGCCCGUGCCGCCAGGGCAACACCCCACAGGCCAAAAAGAGUCACACACACCACACACACCAGAUACACAGACGGCACGACCGUCGUCCGUUUACGGAAUGUGAUUGAUCGCACAAUCAGCCAGCCAGCCAGCCAGUCGGAAUGGUGGAGAGCGAGGUGGCGUCCAUCCACUCGCUGUGUGCACGAGACGACAGUGCAUCCAUCCAUCCAUCCAUUCAUCCAUUCGUCGCUGUGGUCGUGAUUUCCGUGAGGUAGUCAGGCAGGCAGGCAGUCGGGCAGACGAGGGCCCCGCUAGUCCGUAGCGCAGGCUCUCGCCUGACUCACACACACACACACACAAACACAGCCAGCCAGCCCAUCUUAAACCAAUCCCCUUGCGUGUUGAAGCCAACCCGUUUCCCCCAUCCCGUCCCCCCAACCACACACACAGGCGAACACACAUGCUCCCCCGCUGACCAAAAGGCCGAGCAAAACGAAGUUGCCUUGCUCCUUUGUUGUUUGCUCUUUUGGUCUUGCGGUCGUUGGUAGGGAAGAAAGGCAAUCGAUUUCAAUGAACCGAGGAACCACAACCACGACGAACGCGCACACACAGAAACACACAUCCCACAGGCAGGCAGUUUUGUAUGUGUACAUGUGAAUGAGUAUGAGUAUGGGUAUUCCCAAUCAAUCAAGCAAUCAAUCAACAUGUGAAUGCAAUAAAAGCACCAGAGGCAGCAAAAGGAAAGAAAAAUUCCAUCUCGCACCGCACCGCCCCGCCAGCCGAUGACAGACCGACCGACCGACCGACGGACAGACGGGCAAGUGGGCCACAUGGAUUCCAUUGAGGUACACAAACACACCGGGCGAAUGAAUGAAUGGACGAAGGAGGGAUACCAACGCAAACAAACAAAUGUGGAUGAAAUCUGGAUGCAUCAUAACACCGGAAUACAUAGUAGGUAUACAGCUAGGUAGCGGGCUGGGCAGACGAACGAACGGACGAACCAACCAACCAAGAGACGGGGCCAUGAUCUCUCUCUCGCAAUACGGUCCACCACUACACAGCCAGACAACGACGCACCAGCCAGCCAACGAAUGGACGGACGCGCCCACACACCACACCACAGCACACUACACAUCGGUUGCUCUCUCUCCCCAUUUCAAAAUAUCAUUUCAUGGGCACGUGACGCACCCACAGACGCACACAUGGCAUGGAUGAGUAUGGAGUAUUGCAGGCAAGCAUGGAAACAAGCCGGCAGCUGAGUUGGCCCCCGCCCCCAUUCCGUCGCUCUCUCUCUCGCGUAGCAGCCAGAAGCCGACACUAAUUGAGAAAACACGCACACACAUAUGCACACACACUCGCGACGUACGGGACGCAGGACACGGACAGAUGCCCUUGGACAGACAGAGAGGGCACGUGCGCGUGUGUGUGCGCGUGCGGGUGUGUUGUAUGCAUGUUCGCAGCCAGAUGAGAGCAAUCAAGGCAAGGCAGCGCGAGCGAGGUGACGAACUCAGCCAGCGAGUAUGUGAUGGUGUGCGUCAGCCAGAUUGGGAGGAGGGGCAUGGUGUGUUGGUCGCAUUGCAACCUCUAUCUCAGAUCGACAUGAUCAGAUAGAUAGACAGACGGCCGCACCAACAGACAGAGUGAAUGGAUGUGGUGUGGUGUGGUGUAGUGUGGUGUGGUGUGAUGUGAUGACAUGAUGAAAAAAUCCCCACAAAUACGCAGCACCGCCCGCUCUCUGUCCCUGCCAGUGUUGGGCAGCGAUGAAUCCUCCAGCCAGCCAGCCAGCCGGACAGAUGCACAGAUGAAGGUACGCAGUGGAUGGCAUGUGGUUGGUUGGUUGCUUGCUUCAGGUAGCCAGCCAGUUACUAAGUGGUGAACAAAGAGAUACGAAGGACCAAGGAACGAACGGACGGGUAAAGGACGGCACGGCCGGUUGGCUGCUUGAAAACGCACUCACUCAGUUGCCUAGAAGCGUCGCAUCACACCACACUUACACCACACCACACAACGACACGCUCUCUCUCUCUCUCUCUCUGUGUAUCCUCUAUCUCGGCACACACACACACACACACACACAAUGCCCAGCUGCCCAGCCAGCAGGCAGGCAGGCAGGUAUGCGAAAUGAAUGCGAGGCAGUGAGUGAAUGAGUGAGUGAGCCAGGUUAAAUACCGACAGAAGAAGUGUGAUCAUUCAUUCAUCCGCGUGUGUCCCGACGCACCCACCCAGCCACAUACCCACACGAGGAAGCACGUGUACCGACCACGAAAGCACUUGACAACGACCAACGAGAGGCGAUUGAGGCAUCCAUAGCAUUCCUUGGAUUCGCUCGUCCGUGUGAGGGAGUUGACAACUCCUGGACCAGCGAACAAACAGCAGAGAGGUAGGGAGACAAAGGAGGGGCCAGGCAAGAGAGCGAGUGACGCAUCCAGGCGGCCACUGUUCCAUCCAUCUCUUAUCCAUCCAGAGCACAAAGCCGGGAAAGCCGGGAAAGCCAGGUAAGGCAGGUAAGCCACGUUAGGAAGGAGGUCAUCAGGACAUACACCAACAAGACAGACAGACAGACGCAGGCAAGGCAAGGCAAGGCACCACACAGCAGCUCUCUUCAACACGCGGACGAGACACGGAAGAGUGGCUAGAGCGAUGGGUGGGGUGGGAUGGGGUGGGUGGCAUGGACCAUCAUCUAGUCGCUCUCUCUCUCUCCCUCUCACACACACACACACACACUGACACACACAGUGAGGGAUACACAGACAGGCAGGCAGACACAAGGGCGAGAAAGGGAUGGUACAAAAAAAGGCAGACUGGCUGCUGGGCCGCCCCACCACACACCACAUACCCGUGCACUUAGACAUUCACGCAUACACACAUACAGAUGUAGAGAAGUCUCUCCUGGCAGCCACACCGCACCACGACAGGCACCGCCUAUGUGGUUGCGGUUUGGCUGUGGUGGUGUAUGUCUGGCGGCAGCAGGUUCAGGUUGUUGAGAUAAAGCUCCUCCAAACCAUCAAACGGACCACAGUCAUACUGACACACAACACGCACACGACACACGCUCCUUGGGUGUGGAGCAGGGGGCUGGUCUGAGUGGGUGUCUCACCUCGCUACAGCUGCUGCCGGUGCUGGUGUGUCCCAUCUGGAGGGCCUUGGAGAACACGAGGCCCCGACGGCCGUACUUGAGGUCCAGCACUUGCGAAAACAGAUAAUCCAAAUAAGCACCUGAACCACACACACACACACACACCUGACGUACGCACGCGGACAGGUCGAUCUCAUCAUCGUUGCCUGCCUCUCAGGUACCCACCCGAUUUGGCCAGUUUGUCACACGAUGCAGUGACGGUAACUGACCCAGCCUCCGGGAAGAUCCCCACCACCCCCCGGCACUCCACUGACGACAGCUCUCCCCUCACACGAUCUCUCACACCCUCCUGAUGCCGCUGCUCCCCUCUACCACUAUCACCACUACUGCUACUGUUAUGCUGCUGCUGCUGCUGUGACGGCCUGGUCGUGCCCUUCUGCCUGGCGAGCAGUGCCUCCCAUCUCUCCGGCUGACAGUCGGACCUCUUGGCCCCAAAACCCACGCCCAUGCUCAUCCGACCCCCACUGAUGCCGCUAUUGCUGUUGCUGUUGCCGAUGGAUGUGCUAUCGGGGCUCGAUGAAGCCGUGCUCACGCUCGCCUGGUCUGCCGUGGACUGCGGCCUGCCCGUUGCGGACGCCGAUGCCGAUGCUGGUGUUGGUGCGCGGUGUGGAUGGGCUGGCAGUGGGUGGGGGCUGACCCUGCUCGCUGGGCCGGCGCCUCUCUCCGCCUCGCCAGCGUAUUGCGUGCUGGGGGGGCUGGGGGGCGCCUUGUACAGCAGGGAGGGUGAAAAAUCUGGGGGCGGGGGGAUCGCGGCCGUGUGAUUGGUGGCCAUGGUAGUGGUGCAGAGGGUACCCGGCGCCGGGGGCAGCGGCACACCACCACCGCCCCCUGCCGUCCGGUCGACCGACCCCCACACGUCGUGCACCUCGUGCUCGUCUUCAUCCACCGACGAGAUGGUGGAGGGGUCAUGCGCGUGGCUGGCGAGGGAGGGGGGAGUCGGGCCAGGCAGCCCCCCUCCCGGCGGCCGAUCCGACCCUGGCAGCGAUAACGAUCGCGUGAGGAACAGCGGGGCGCACCCCGGUCUGCCCAGUGUGGUCCUGAAGGCCUCGGUCAGCGGGGCCUGGGCACUCGUCGACCCACCACCAGACAUGUCCGGCGCCGCAGACUCACCCUGGGGAGUGGCCGGGGCGGUCGUGCUCGCGUGGCUGCGAGGGCCGGUGGUCGUUGACGGGGUGCGCACUGACACGGACGUGUAUGACGAGAUGCUGCAUCCUGGUCUGGGGGGCAGGACGGCUCUCUGCCGGGUCUGGUCGUGGUCGCCUGCUGCCUUCGAGCUUUCGUCGAUGGUGUUGUCGCGCGGGCAGUCGGCUGAUUUGCCUCCUGUCCCUGUCGCUGGUAGUUGCUGUGGUGGUGGUGGUGGCGGUGGUGGUGGUGUUGGCCCCCCUCUGUGCUGUGUCUGUGUCUGUGUCUGCUGGGCGGGGGAGCUCUCAUGGCUGUGCGCGGGGGGCUGGGACGACGAAGUGGCGGGGGCACCAUCGCUCUCGGGCCGAGACACUGGAGACGUCACUGCACAAACAAACAAACAAAUUAACACAUCAAAGGAGCAAUGCCUCCGCAUCUGCCCUCUCUCUCUCUCUCUCUCUCUUGUCGUUCCUCACCUUUGCUGUCUUUGCCGGUGACGUUGGUGUGUUUGGUCUUGUCCAGGAACUGCCAGUAGUGGAACGACACAUUGGAAUGGCCGUUGGAGAAGGCCGACAAAGGAGUCCCCGUGCGACUACCACUGCCUCCAUCUGCACACACACAUGGUUCUCAUCAUGACCAGCGCAUCAAUGAUCAUUUGGUGCUCCUUCCCUUCCCCUACUUACCGGUGUUCCCUCCCUCGUUGGGUGCCGCUGAUGACCCCGGGAAGAGAGCAGGGUUGGAGGCGCGCAGCACGCGUGAAGGGACGAGCUCCACACACUGCUCGUUCUCCGGGGGCGAGUAGGAAGUGUCGUGCACUAUCACGUGGCGGCCACCGUGGCUGCGUGGAUGAACAGUGAGUGGCAUGGCGUGCGAAAAGGAAGGUGCUCGGUAGGUGAUCUGUGCAGGCGGUGUGUGUGUGGUUGGUGCGUACCGGUAUAGUCUGCAGACGUCCUGGCACUUCUCCACGAGCAUGUCGCUCAGCUUGGUGUACCCAAACAUGACGGGAUUCAACACCUGGCCGUACCUGAACGACACGACCGGCCAUCGCGCUCCAUUGCCGAAGACGGUCUGGCGUGUGUGUGUUUAGGCGUACAUGUGCGAGAACUUGUAUUUGAGUUGCGAGAGCAGGACUUCCCUGUUGUUCUCGGCCAGCAGCUUGCGCAUCUUCUGCUUGACCUCGUCCACACUGGUGACGGCAGGUCUGUUGUCCUGCGACUCGUUGAGGAAUAUGGCGCUCACGAGGCCCUUGCAGGUGGCCACCGGCUGCAGCACGUCGUUCUCGUACGCUACCAAACCCUGCGAUAUGGCUAGCUGCACGAUGUGCGACAGCUGACCCAACGUGUAGUACCUGAACCAUCCACACAACAUACAGCGCACAUACCAAUGAUUAUCACCAAGGUAUGCGCGUGAGGCCGCGUACCGCAGACAGACAGGCCCGUCGGCCUUGAGUUUUUUGGCCAUCCCGUAUCUGCCGCCGCGGAACUCAUACUGCUCCGCACACCCGCUACCCACACUGGCGUCGUCAUGACCACCACACACACUCCCCGCUGUGGACCCGUUGUUGUUGGUCCCGCCAACAGCACCGCUACCACCACCGCCACCACCACCACGCGAACUCGCCGACAUGGGCGGCUGGGCGCUUUGCGCGUCAGGCGAGGCUAUGGGGAGGGGCGGGGUCGGCGGGGGGUUGAUGCUGAGACUGUCCUGCGUGCCAGCUGUCACCUGAGUCGCCUGCUGCUGCUGCUGCUGCUGUUGCUGCUUGGGUGUGCAGCGAAUGAGCUGCUGCAGGUACUCGUUGACGGCUCGCCACACGUGCAUGGGGUAGGGGUUGUGCGGGUCCUUGGGGUCCACCCAACCCUUGAACCAGCCUGCACACAGAGAGAGGAACAGACGCGUAAGUGGCCCCAUCUCUGCCUCCCUGUGUGUGUCAGUGUUGUUUUGGUGGCGGUGAUCUGUCUGUCUGUCUGUCUGUCUUACGUGGUGUCUGUUUGAAGUACAUGACCGUCUUGGCCUUCAGGUUUCGCUCCACCACAUAUUGGUCGGGCAUGGCCGAGUAAAAGGCCACAAAGUUGGACUCCAACGUAGACGAACAAUUCAACUCUGCACACACCGCACACAGCACGACACACACACACAGACACGUGGAUGAUUCCUUUUGCAUACAGCGGAACAGGCCUGUCUGCAGAUGCACAAACUUCCGGCUGGCCAUUUCGCCCGUCAUAUUCCCCUGCCUGUCUGAGUCUAUGUGCGCGUCUGUGUCUGUCCGUGUCCACUGCUCCACCCAACUCAGCUCAGGUCAGCAAGCACACUCACCCUGCAGUCUGUGUUUGACUUCGAGCUGGUAGGGUCUGAUUUGGUCCUUGUACAGCGUGAGUAUGGCCAGAUUGAGCAGGAACUUCUCCUCGUUGCUCAGCUGCUGGCACGCGGUGCUCGAUGAGGCCUUCGAGGCCGCCGCCACCCCUCCUGCACUCGCCGGGGGAAACAUUGACGACGGAGCGGUGUCGCCUGUUGGCAUCACGACCUCGGGAGCCUCG